Molecule: messenger RNA, 1710 nt
Organism: Durio zibethinus
Lineage: Eukaryota; Viridiplantae; Streptophyta; Magnoliopsida; Malvales; Malvaceae
Gene: TMM
Product: Leucine-rich repeat (LRR) family protein
Molecular function (GO): protein binding
Source: RefSeq, a predicted model, not a curated record
CUCCUGUCCUUUCCCCUCAUUCUAUAUCAAGUCCAAGCCCACAAUUUCACUCUCACACUUCCCAAAAAUGGCUUCAUACGUCUUCCUACGCGCCUUUUUCUCAUCGUCUUAUGUUCUUUCCAACUUGCUAGGCCUUUUACAGUCAUCAUGUCGGAUUCUGGCGUCCCAUCUACCCUCAUCGACGGGCCUCAAACAGGGUUUUCAAUGAAUAAAAAUGGGGCUCGGACCAACCCCCAGGAGCAAGAGGCAGUUUACGAUAUAAUGCGAGCUACGGGAAACGAUUGGGCCACGGAUAUCCCAGACGUGUGCCGUGGGCGUUGGCAUGGCAUCGAGUGCAUGCCAGACAAAGAAAACGUCUACCACGUUGUCUCCUUGUCUUUCGGGGCAUUGUCCGAUGACACUGCUUUCCCUACCUGCGACCAGACAAAGUCAUAUAUUUCAGAGUCCAUUACCAAGCUACCUCGUAUUAGAACACUGUUUUUUUACCGUUGUUUCAGUUAUAAUCCUCAGCCAAUCCCAAAGUUUUUGGGCCAAUUGGGUUCCACGUUACAGACUUUAGUCCUCAGGGAAAAUGGGCAUGUUGGUCCAAUUCCAAGUGAAAUAGGCAAUCUUACUCGCUUAAGGGUUCUUGAUCUUCACAAAAACAAUCUCAAUGGUUCAAUUCCAGUUUCAUUAGACCAGAUCACUGGCCUAAGGUCGUUGGAUUUGAGUGGGAACAAAUUAACCGCUUCAAUUCCUGCUUUUAGCUUCCCAGUUUUGAAUGUUUUAGACCUAAGCCAAAAUCUUCUAAUGGGCUCAAUCCCAUCUAUCCUUGGAUCUUGCCAGUCUUUAGUUAAAAUUGAUUUUAGCCAUAAUCGUCUCACUGGCCCAAUACCUGAUUCAUUUGGUGGGCUGAAAGAGCUCAUGCUUAUGGAUUUGAGCUAUAAUCGCUUGUCCGGCCCAUUUCCAACAUCACUAAGAAGCUUAACUUCCCUCCAAGCAUUGAUUCUCAAAGGCAACCAAAUGGGAUCAACUGCCAUUCCUAGUGAUUACUUUGAUGGAAUGAAGGAUUUAAUGAUCCUAGUUUUAUCAAACAUGAAUUUACAAGGACCGAUCCCCGAUUCAUUAGGCUGGUUACCGAGCCUUCGGGUUGUUUACCUUGAUGGCAACCACUUCAAUGGUUCCAUUCCAAGCAACUUCAGGGACUUGAAGAAUGUUUGUGAACUAAGGCUGAAUGAUAAUCACUUAAGUGGCCCUGUUCCAUUUGGAAGAGAAAAGGUGUGGAAGAUGGGGAGAAAGCUGAGGCUUAACAACAAUCCAGGACUAUGUUAUAAUGCAAAUAGUGGUUUUGAAGAUGUUUUGGAUGAUGCAGGUAUUGGUUUAUGUGAUACACCUAAACCCGGUUCAGCAAAGACAGUGCAACAUUCAUCAAACAUAAAUGAAUACAUGACAAGAACAAUAUAUGUAUCAACUGGAGCAGUUCAUAAAACUUCAGUUUCUGUUCUGUUCUUUCACUUAACAACUUUAUUUUUGUUCGUUUUGAUGUUUCUGUAAGGGAAAACAAAGGCUUGUAAAUGGCAGUUUUGUACAUCUAUCUGUCUCAUAAAUGAAUCCAUUGUUGUUUACCUGAAGAAAUUACUCCUACCAGCUCUCCUUCGGCAAUUUACUGAUUGAGCUUUUUAACAAGCUUGUAGAGCAUUUAACAAAUCUCAACAACUAAAAAUCUGCCUC